CAGUCUGCGCAGGGAACAGGAAGAGAGCGAGAGAGUAUGAGUGUGCGUGUGUGUGUGUGAGGACGGGAGCUUGCUGUACUGUACUAGGGACUGAGGGCAGCCAUGGGGAAUUCACAGAAGAAGGCCCCCGGUCACGGAGAGGGAGGGGGCCCGCACUCUCAACCUGGGACCCCGGGGCACAAGAGGAGCCAUGGAAACAACACAGCCAACUCAAAGGAAGUCCAAGGGAAGAGCCCGGCAGUCAAUGGCACCCUUCCAGCCGGCAAGAGCCAGGAUGAGCCUCAGGGCUCUGGUCCGGCGCACAGUGGCACUACCGGGGCGAGCUGUAAUCUGGACGCCCCGUGUGGGGCCCUUCCUCCUCCACUGGCCAGGCUCAAAAAUGAGGGCAAUAUGUUGUUCAAAAAUGGACAGUUUGGGGACGCGCUGGAGAAAUACACACAGGCCAUCGACGGAUGUAUAGAAGCUGGUAUCGACAGCCCAGAGGAUCUUUGUAUUCUGUACUCCAAUAGAGCUGCUUGCUACCUCAAAGAUGGAAGCAGCGCAGACUGCAUUCAGGACUGCACCAGGGCUCUGGAGCUCCGCCCCUUCUCGCUGAAGCCCCUCCUCCGGCGGGCGAUGGCGUAUGAGACUCUGGAGCGCUACAGUAAAGCCUAUGCGGAUUACAAGACAGUCCUGCAGAUAGACAUCAGCGUGCAGGCGGCUCACGACAGUGUGCACAGAAUCACUAAAAUGCUGAUCGAGCAGGACGGUCCUGACUGGCGAGAGAAGCUUCCAGAGAUUCCAAAGGUUCCUCUUUCUGCCCAGCAGCACCGUAAAGAUGAGCCCAGUGCAGAGGUUCUGCAGGCCCGCGCAGCCAGAGCAGAGCAGGAGAAGGCCAGAAAAGCAGAGGCUCGAUUCACAUUGCUGAAACAAGAAGGAAAUGACGCGGUGAAGAACGGCCAGUUUCAAGGUGCUGUGGACAAAUACAGCGAAUGUCUGGCCAUCAAACCUAAUGAAUGUGCCAUCUACACCAACAGAGCGCUGUGCUAUCUCAAGCUGGAAGGUUUCGCAGAAGCCAAACAGGACUGUGAUUCUGCGCUUCAGAUCGAGCCAAACAAUAAGAAAGCAUUUUACAGACGAGCACUAGCACACAAAGGCUUGAAGGACUACCUGUCAGCCAGCACUGAUUUACAGGAAGUGCUGCAGUUGGAUCUGAACGUGCAGGAGGCCGAGCAGGAGCUGGAGACAGUGACUAGCCUGUUAAGAGAGAGUCUGCUGGCUAAUUCUCAAGGUUGACAUCGAGGCAAUAAAGGUUGAAAUGAACAGAGAGCUACAGGAAGAACAGACCCUCCUUCAUUAAAGCCUGACACGGCAGAUCCAGCGAGCCUGAGAAUUCCAGCUCACGGGUCCCACAGUCCCGCCACGAGGGUCCAUUCAUCCUUAGACUGUCAUGCGCCGCAACUAAAGUUUCCCUUCCAGCAAACACUCAUCUCACCUUCUUCUAGGAAUAUUGUCUGAUAAUGCCGACAAUGCAAAGCAUGCAAACGGUUCAUACUCUGUAACUCUGGCUUCAGUAGGCACGUGUGAGCAUGGCACGGCUGGGAAGCGUGAAACAAAUGGGAUUCUCGGCUUAUGAUGGGACGGUUGUCGUGUGUAUAAGAGAGAUGUGCCUUUUAAAAGAAGCUGUGGCUCACAUAUGGAGUGAUUUAACACUCUCAGACAAAAUUGUAUAGGGAUUUAAUUUGCUACAUUUAAAUAUCUAAUUUCUCAGGAUUUAAUAUAUUUUUAAUAGCUAUUCCAUUGUGUUGUGUAAUAUAUGCAUACAUGUAGCUCAUGUAGUGUAAUUUAUUUGGACAUCUAGCCUUCAGCCCAACCAUUGUCUCAAUAUGCAUAGAUAAAACACAAGAUCCCACAACAAGGUAUGAAUGUGCAAUAACAUUAGAUGCAGUUUUUCUUUGGGAUGUCAGCAAAAGAAAUAUGUUUCAGAUAAAUACAUUUGCAUCAGCUAAAUAAAUUACUAGAUGAAAUAUUUUUGCCUUUCGACAUGAUUGGUUUAGAAAUUAUAUAACAAUUGUUUUAUAAUUGCAAAACCACUGGAAAUAUAAAGCUAAAAUAGCAACACCAAUGAUUUUAGAUAAUACAUCCAAAUGAUUUGAAUGUACACUACUGUUCAAAGUUUGGGGUCAGUAGUUUU
Messenger RNA from Sinocyclocheilus rhinocerous, 2173 nucleotides. RefSeq names its product sperm-associated antigen 1A. Gene Ontology annotation, molecular function: protein binding. Bases 103 to 1275 code for a protein of 390 amino acids. The transcript is spliced from 8 exons. Gene Ontology annotation, cellular component: cytosol. Lineage: Eukaryota; Metazoa; Chordata; Actinopteri; Cypriniformes; Cyprinidae. The record is from RefSeq and is a predicted model, not a curated record.